UUAGCGUAGACACGUAACCUUGAUAUAAUUAAAUAUAGUUACCAUAGACUUAAGGCAUAUAUUGUUCGUCUGCUGUGAUAAAACUUCAUAUGUAGCGGAUACAAUAAGUAUAAAGAUCAUCAUGGCAAACGAAUACAUCAUCAACAAAUGGAAACUGUGGUUUAGGGCAAUUGAUAUCAACCACAAGGGUCAGAUUUUAUCAGCAGACGUGCAACAAGAGGGGGAAACAUUUGCCGAAUUAAGCCAUGUUGAUGCAGAAAAAAAGAAAGAAAUACUAGCAAACCUGCACAAGUUAUGGAAUGAAUAUGUCUUCAGAGGUAAAACCGGCCCUAUUAACGAAGAGGAAUUUGUUGAGAUGAAUUCUCAACAGUAUGAAGCCGACAAAGCAAAGUUUCAAGCGGGAUUGCGAAAGUGUUAUACUGCUUUGUUUAGUGAUAUAAUCGAUGUUUACCAUGAAGGAUUCGUCACUGAAGAAGAAUUUGUUAACAUCAUGAAGGCUUGUGGACAUGAAAAUGUAGCGCUUGAUAAAAAGUUUUUCAGUUUUUAUAAACCUGAUGGAGGGAAGGUUCCACUGCAAGUUCUUAUCGACUCGUGGGUUCAGUUUACAACCUCUGAUGAUAGUUCGCAAAAAGAUGUGGUGAAGGAAGCUUUAGAGGCGGGCAUAUAAUCGCUCUUGCGCCUGCAAUACGUAUAAGCUUAAUACAAUCAGAGGAUUAUUAACAGUAUGUUGUUCAAUAUUUAAUACAUGUAGUCUAUAUGUAAUUCCUCAGUUGAACCUUAGAUAAAGAUUUAUAUAAACGAUGCAUUUGAUAUCCCAUUACCUUUAUUGAAACUAAAUCAGAACAUUCUAGAGGUCACAUACAUCUCGUCAAUCACCAAUUGUCAACGAGUGUUUAUAAACGUCUGGUAGUAAUAUAAAACUGUGCAUUCUAUAAGAAGUUGACAUGAAAGUCUGCAAUAUGAUGUAACAUUAAAAUAUUUGCAAUUCAAACAAUUAUUUUAUAAGUAUGCAACACUGGGUCAAAUAGGAGGAUGUAGAAGUCAAAGAAAACUGUAACAACAAAGAAAAAGAUAUUGCAAAUUUGUCUGUUUAAAGAAAACGUGAAUGCAUUCUGCCUUUACACAUUUGUUCAUUUUAUAUCAGAUGGCAUAUAUAUUAUUAAAGCAUAUUCCAGAUACCACAAUAAUAUUAUAUCAUAUGAGAUUUCGUAUGAUUUUAUUUCAGUUUAACAGUUUUUAAUGAUCCUUUUCUUAUUUAUGACAUUUUUGUAUGGUUAAAAUGUUGUUACCCUUUGUGAUUUCACAUAUAAGGACAUGCAAUAAAAGACAACUUCAUACAGUCUUUGACAAGGUCCUCUCAGUAAGGUUAUUUGCAGUAAAACUUUUUGAUCAAUGGUAAAUCCUAGCUGUAAAUCGUGGUCAAACAUAAGUGAAUAAAAUUUCAUAAGUGAUUAUCUUUAAGAGCUUCUUUUAUAAGUGAUUAUCUUUAAAAGCUUCUUUUAUAAGUGAUUAUCUUAAGAGCUUCUUUUAUAAGUGGUUAUCUUUAAGAGCUUCUUUUAUAAGUGGUUAUCUUUAAGAGCUUCCCAUAAAAUCCACCUACACUACACGUGAGGUCUCAGAUAUAAGUAUUUUAACCUUUUGCUGUAUAUUGUACCUAAAUAUCAAUGAACAUAAUAAUAUUGUGGAGAACAAUAAAAGAAACAGUUGUCACCUGAACGUUUGCUUAUUACAAGAAUAAAUAUUGAUAGAAAAUAG
Mercenaria mercenaria is the source of this 1755-nucleotide messenger RNA. RefSeq names its product sarcoplasmic calcium-binding protein-like. The transcript is spliced from 3 exons. The coding region runs from base 122 to 667 and encodes 181 amino acids. NCBI's taxonomy places the organism in Eukaryota, Metazoa, Mollusca, Bivalvia, Venerida, Veneridae. The record is from RefSeq and is a predicted model, not a curated record.